Messenger RNA from Folsomia candida, 625 nucleotides. RefSeq names its product RNA polymerase II transcriptional coactivator (gene Ssb-c31a). The transcript is spliced from 4 exons. Gene Ontology annotation, molecular function: DNA binding; transcription coactivator activity. The coding region runs from base 189 to 530 and encodes 113 amino acids. The record is from RefSeq and is a predicted model, not a curated record. Gene Ontology annotation, biological process: positive regulation of transcription initiation by RNA polymerase II. Gene Ontology annotation, cellular component: transcription regulator complex; nucleus. NCBI's taxonomy places the organism in Eukaryota, Metazoa, Arthropoda, Collembola, Entomobryomorpha, Isotomidae.
GUUGUGUUGGAAGUAGUUGGGGCGAAAAUGGAGUGCAGCAUCAAGUUGGCGGGAUCCGUCGGUUGCUCAUCUUGUCAACGACGACACAAGCACGGGACAAAAGUUGUUCAGUCAAGAACUGAAUUUUGGCAAAAACGAAGUUUGGCCACGACGGAAGAUUGAGUAAAACAUAAAAUCAAAAUUGAAAGAUGCCGAAGGUAAAUGAAGACCGAAAGAAAAAGCUAGAGGAUUCUAGCAGUAGUGACUCUGGCCCUGACGAUAGGACUCCGGUUGCUAAAAAACCAAAGACUGACGCUUCAACUUCCAAUAAAGGAAAAAAGGGCGAUGAGGAACCAUCCUGGGAAUUAGGAAAGAAAAAAUUCGCAAAAGUUCGCCAGUUCAAGGGACAAAUCUAUGUGGAUAUUCGGGAGUAUUAUGGUGAUGAUAGCGACUUGAAACCAGGAAAAAAGGGCAUAAGCUUAGCCGUUGACCAGUGGCGUAAACUGAAGGCGGCAAUUUCUGAGAUAGAUGAUGCGGUUUCGAAUAUUUAAUACUAAUAUUACCCUUAAUAUUCGCUACUACUAAUGAAAAUGAUUGGCGAGUUUGCGUUCAAUUAAAAUAAAAACUAAACAAGAGGAUAAGUAAA